AGAAUGGGACUCAGGUUGGUGGAUAAGCAAGGGCAGCAGUGCCAGCGGAUGGUGAUCUUUGGCGCAGUCUUCCUCCUGAUGACCCUCUUCAUCCUCUACAGCUCUAACAGUGGGAAUGAUCUAUAUGUGCCCUUUAAAUCAGUGAACAUUCACCAUCACAACCAAAACACGAACCUCAAGAAGUGGGCAGGCAAGGAGGGUUAUGUCCCUGUUUAUGGCAACAAGAGUAUGACCUUGCACUGUGGACGGUGUGCAUUAGUAACCAGCUCCAGUCAUGUGUUGGGCAGUGGGGCUGGAGAGGAGAUUGAUCAGACAGAAUGUGUCAUCCGUAUGAAUGAUGCUCCGACCUCUGGCUUUGAGUCUGACGUAGGGAACAGAACCAGCCUGCGUGUGGUGGCCCAUUCCAGUGUGUUCUGGGUGGUACGCAAACCCGCUGAAUUCUUCAACCGUUCCUCUGGUCUGACAAUCAUCUUUUGGGGACCACCCAACAAGAUUGGGCGUGAUGCUAAAGGGACGUUAUAUCGGCUCAUCCAGAGAGUUAGUAGGACCUACAGCAACAUCUCCAUAUUCACCAUCACACCAAGCAAGAUGCACAAGUUUGAUUCACUCUUCCAGAGAGAGACUGGCAGGGACAGACAGAAGUCUCAGUCGUGGCUGAGCACAGGCUGGUUCACAGUGGUGAUCGCCAUAGAGAUCUGUGACAACAUCAAGGUAUAUGGGAUGGUACCACCCAAUUACUGUGGGAAGAGGCCUCAGCCCAAACGGAUGCCCUAUCAUUACUACAAACCCCGCGGUUCAGAUGAGUGUGUCACCUACCUGCAGAACGAGAAGGGUCGCCGUGGAAACCAUCAUCGCUUCAUCACCGAGAAACACGUGUUUUCACGCUGGGCCAAGCUCUACAACAUCACCUUCACUCAUCCUUCUUGGUGA
Molecule: messenger RNA, 930 nt
Organism: Chanos chanos (milkfish)
Lineage: Eukaryota; Metazoa; Chordata; Actinopteri; Gonorynchiformes; Chanidae
Gene: st6galnac6
Product: ST6 (alpha-N-acetyl-neuraminyl-2,3-beta-galactosyl-1,3)-N-acetylgalactosaminide alpha-2,6-sialyltransferase 6
Exons: 5
Coding region: 4-930 (308 amino acids)
Biological process (GO): oligosaccharide metabolic process; ganglioside biosynthetic process
Molecular function (GO): alpha-N-acetylgalactosaminide alpha-2,6-sialyltransferase activity
Source: RefSeq, a predicted model, not a curated record